AUGUCUACAGAAGCUGAUGAAAACAUAAAAAUACCUAGGAGGCGUAAAAAUUGUGUGAAUAAAGAAGAUUAUAAGAGUGAGAUUAUCAAAAAGGCGCGCUUAAAAGGAAAUCCAUAUAAAAACUGGAAAGGGAAUCUAAUACCUGGAAAGAUACCCGAUUCCGAUUGCAGUUGCAAAAAACUAUGUCUUCAACGUGUUAAUGAUGAUGAACGCCUUCAACUAUUCUGUAAUUUUAGUAGCUCAAAUACUAAAAAUGAACAGGAUAUUUACCUGCAGAGUUUGAUCAGUAUUCAAUAA
Molecule: messenger RNA, 297 nt
Organism: Pieris macdunnoughi
Lineage: Eukaryota; Metazoa; Arthropoda; Insecta; Lepidoptera; Pieridae
Source: the annotation of a GenBank genome assembly